CGCCAGCAGCGGCGGCGGCGGCGGCGGCCGGGCGGGGGGGGGGAUGUGAGCGGCGCCGCUCCGCUCCGCUCCGCUCCCCGCUCCGACCCGCACCGCGGAGCUGUCGGGGGGCGCCGGGGCCGCGCCGGGGGGGGCGGCGGCGGCGGCGGCGGCGGCGGCGAUGUCGCAGGUGCUGCCCUACGGCGAGGAGCCGCUGGGCGCCUUCGGCGAGGCCGCCGCCGCGGCGCCGCUGCCCUUCGCCUGCCGCCGCCGCGACCCCGCCGAGCUCUUCGCCGGCGCCCAGGGCAAGCGGCCGCCCAAGCUGGGCCAGAUCGGCCGCAGCAAGCGAGUGGUCAUCGAAGACGACAGGAUCGACGACGUGCUGAAAAACCUGGCGGAAAAGGCCCCCCCCGGCGUCUAGGGCCCCCCCGGGGACCCCGGCGGGCGGAGGGGGGGCGAUGGCAGCGGCGAGAUCCAACCCAUCCGUCAAUAAACCCACGAACCCAUUAAAAAACUAGGAAAAUAGGAAAACCGGCGCUCGGAGCGAGAAGGUUUCGGCGAGGGGCAGCAUCCGGGGGGGGGGGAGAGGAAAAGAAAAGAAGGAAAUAAAAAAAGGGGGGGGAAAAAAAGGAAAAGAAAAGGAAAAACCCGCCAGCGAAGCAUCUUUGGAUGUUGGAGAAAUGACAUGAAAAAAAAAAAAGAUAUCUGUAUAUAUAUAUAUUUAUAUAUUUCGGUUUAGUCCCGUUUUAUCGAUGGAGCGCGCGCGGAGCAAAACUUUUCUAAAGGGAUGAACUAUAGGACGGACUAUUUUAUUUUUUAAGGCUUCUCGUUCUUUGCUUGCUGCGAGCCAACGGCUCGGCGUCGUGCGAACGGACCGAUUUUAUAUGUACGGGGGGGCGGGGGGGGCGCUCGGCUUUUUUCUAACCGUGCAGUCCGUAGUGUGGGCAAUUUGGGUUUUUUUUUCUGUAUAUCGUGGCGGUUUAUUCUCUUUAAUAGACUGUAUUAAAAAGGGAAAAAAUAGAGUAACGGCAAGAAAAAAAAUCUAAUGUAAUCACAGAGUGCCAAAUCCCUCGCGAUGCCAAGCGGCAGCCUCUUUCCUCCCUCCUUUCCGUGCUUUUGGAGGCCACGUAAAGUGGCGUUUUGGGCUUUCUGGUUAUUUCUGGGGGUCUCCCGGUAUCUCGGCGUCUCCAUCGAGCUCGCCGGGGGAUUUUUUUUUUUUGCUUUGACUUCUCUUUUCUAUAUAUCUAUUUUUUAAUAUUUUUGCAUGACGUGCGAGGGAAAAGGGAACCCCCCCCCCCCCCCAAAACGCAGCCGCUCUGCGCGAGGGCAUCGCCGGCCGUUUCCGACGCCGAGCCGGACCUCGAGGCUGGGUUUUCCCUUUUUCCCUGUCUCCUAUUCUGAAAUAUUGUCUCUGUUGCACUUGGAUCCACUACACAGGGCUAUUUCUGCAAUGUUCGAAUAAAAACGAAGGAAAAAAAAGAAGGAAAA
Molecule: messenger RNA, 1467 nt
Organism: Dromaius novaehollandiae (emu)
Lineage: Eukaryota; Metazoa; Chordata; Aves; Casuariiformes; Dromaiidae
Gene: CAMK2N1
Product: calcium/calmodulin dependent protein kinase II inhibitor 1
Exons: 2
Coding region: 161-400 (79 amino acids)
Biological process (GO): negative regulation of protein kinase activity
Molecular function (GO): calcium-dependent protein kinase inhibitor activity; protein kinase binding
Source: RefSeq, a predicted model, not a curated record